This is a messenger RNA of Pollicipes pollicipes, 1462 nucleotides long. RefSeq names its product putative WD repeat-containing protein C1306.02. The coding region runs from base 1 to 891 and encodes 296 amino acids. NCBI's taxonomy places the organism in Eukaryota, Metazoa, Arthropoda, Thecostraca, Pollicipedomorpha, Pollicipedidae. Gene Ontology annotation, molecular function: protein binding. Gene Ontology annotation, cellular component: cytoplasm. Gene Ontology annotation, biological process: tRNA methylation. The record is from RefSeq and is a predicted model, not a curated record. The transcript is spliced from 7 exons.
AUGGGACAUGUGGCGGCCGAGCGGGAGCUGUGGCGCGUGACCUGCGGCGGCGGCCACCGCUCCUGGGCGCUCUCCGUCUCCAGCGACGCACUCUGGCUCAGCUGGGUCUCAGAGAGGCAGGUCCGACACGUCUCCUGUCUCCUGGCCGAUCUUCAGACGUCGGUCAUUAAGCCGGGCCUGCAGAGCGGCGCUACCCUCUCGGCGCUGCACCUGGGCCGGGCGCCGGACGGUGGCGCGCUGUUGGCCACCGCCGGCGAGGACACCACCGUCCGUCUGCUGUCGGCGGCGCCGGGCCGCCCGCUGCGGCCGCUUGUCACGCUGCGCGCCCACAUCAGCUCGGUGCGCGCGCUGCUGUUCGCGUUCAGCGAUGCAGCGCCGCGGCUAACGCCGCUGCGCCAGCUGUCACUCGGUGGCCAGUGUGUGCUGCGUCUGCGCUGGAGCGGCCGGCUCCUGAUGGCCGCCACCACCUCGGGCGUGAACGCGCUGUCUGUUCGGCCGGCGCCGGGCGGCGCCGUUCAGCUGCUGACCGGCGGCGAUGACGGCGCGCUCUGCCUCAGCCAGCUGCGGACAAACGGAGCGCGGCCUCGGCUGGAGACGGCUGCCCGCCAGACGGGCGCGCACACCUCCCAGAUCACAGCCGUGCUCUGGCUGCCGGACGGCCGUCUGCUCUCCGUGUCGGUGGACCAGCGCGUGUGCGUCUGGUCGGAGCGCGCCGGCCGGCUCCGGCUCGACUCCACCCGCCUGACGGCCGUGGCGGACGCCAAAGGCGCGCUGCUCUGGACCGAGGACGGGACGGUCAUGGUGCUGGUGUACGGCGAGGGUCUGGAGCUGCUGCGUCUUGACCUGAGGUCACUGAGCUCACCUGAGUGCCAGCCGAGGGCGGACGACUGAUGCGCCUCGGACGCGCGGUGUAACGUCAGAGGUCGGCUGGGUCCGAUCGCCGCUCAGGACCGGCCGUAGCCGCGCUCGUCGCGCACCACGGAUAUGGUACUUUGUUGUGCUCGCCGAGCAGCGGGCUGACGCCACCACGUGCUAAGGACAAUAUGCGCACGCCGCGUGCAUUUGCACAGACAAGGUGUCUUGCCACAAAUCAGUUUUAUAUCAGAGAUGCUAUAGACUUUCAAUGGCCGGACCUUCGGUGCGACAGAGCUUGUGACGGCGAAUGCAAACGUUGUUUGAAUUGCGGACGGAGAGCAGCGAGACGACGGGCUACCAAGGUAACUUUUGUCAAUGUUUUGUAUUUGUUGAUUUGCAGAUAUCGCCGUCUGGACGACUGACAAGUCAUGUUAUGUCUCAUGUGCGUAUGUUGUCCGUUGCGACACGCCGCGACGUCAGUGACAUGCUGACGCCAUGAAAGGCUACGUCAAGCGCAGGAUGCAGCACUUGUGUGUAUGGAGGAAGUUACUGUCUCCGUCCAAGACUGUAACUUCCGUUGGCGUUUUGGCGGAUUAAUAAAUACAAC